This is a messenger RNA of Cuscuta epithymum, 316 nucleotides long. NCBI's taxonomy places the organism in Eukaryota, Viridiplantae, Streptophyta, Magnoliopsida, Solanales, Convolvulaceae. The record is from the annotation of a GenBank genome assembly.
CCACUUUUAAACGUGCGCGAAAAAGUUCGAAAAAGCCUAAAUGGGUUUCGGAUGAAGUGUGGUCCAACCUUUGUCGCCACUGGUCUUCUGAUCCGAAAUUCUUGGCCAGAAGUGAAUCCGGUAAGAAAAACCGGAUGUCCGAGAAGGCCUUGGAGAUGCAGUGGCACGGGGGUCGCAAAUCUCAGAAUGCCCAUAAAGAAACUCUUGCUGGUCCUGAGAAGAAGAGGGUUGGUGUUCUCCGGCUCGUCAAGCAUUGCUGGACGAAGCACGGCGAGGAAUCUGAAGCCGAUCUGCCACCCCGCCUCGCUGACUUCGA